AUGGCAUCAUCAUCGUUCCAAACGACCCAUCCGCAGCCAUUCACGCUGGCCGAGGCGCAGCAGCUGGACGUGGGCGUGAUCGUGGCGGAAAUCACCCGCCUCCAAAACUCGCUAGCCCACCUCGCGACCUCGCAGGCGGAACUAGCCUCCUUCUUGGCUGAGGACGACGACCCCGACCUGCGCGCCGCGUACGAUGAGAACGCCGGCGUCAUCGCGAGCCAGGAGGAACGCGUCGCCAUGCUCCGCCAUGUGCUUGAAGGCAAGGUUGGCCGCGAGAGUCUGGGGCAUUAUGGCAUCGCGCCGGCCGACGAGACGACGACGACAACAGCGGCCGCGUCGGCGCGCGCCAUGGUCGUUGAUGACACUGCCGCCGACGACGAUGACGCCGCCGCCGCCGGCCUCCACCUGUAG
This is a messenger RNA of Vanrija pseudolonga, 411 nucleotides long. RefSeq lists its product as uncharacterized. The transcript is spliced from 3 exons. The record is from RefSeq and is a predicted model, not a curated record. Gene Ontology annotation, biological process: proteasome regulatory particle assembly. Lineage: Eukaryota; Fungi; Basidiomycota; Tremellomycetes; Trichosporonales; Trichosporonaceae. Gene Ontology annotation, molecular function: protein-macromolecule adaptor activity. The coding region runs from base 1 to 411 and encodes 136 amino acids.